UACCGACCGAGGGGCAAAAAAAAUCCCUUUUGGUAGGUUAAUCUCUUAGUAUCCUAAAAUAGACAUUCACAUCGAUGACGAGAUUUGCAACAAAUUGGAAAGAGCGAAAGAGCGAAAUAACAUCUCUUUAGAUCCAUGGCGAAAGCCUACCGCGACUAGUAAAAGACGUAUAUAUGAUGGAAAGAGCAUAUUGCUCAAUUAGUGAUUUCAUUUAGUUGAAAUUAUUAUUCAGUCGCCAAUCAUCGUCAACUUCUUUCUUUUAACACCAAUUGCUCAAAUCAACUUUUAACCACCGAAUACGUACGACACGCCCAAUUGAUGUCGAUGACCUCUACACGAUGCCUCCCCCGACAACAGUCAAGUCGAUAACCCCUCGUCGAAAACAAACCAAACUAAACUUCGGCCCCUCGGCGAAUGGCAAGGGCGCAAACGCAAAGACGCCGUCCGCGAAGAAGCCAAAUGGAAACAUUCUUAAUUUCUUCCAGAAGGUCGAAAUAGAGGAACAGUUGUUUUGUGCUGGUCCUGUGGAUAAAUUGGCCCCCCAACCGAAUAGUACGGUGCCCUCUCCGCCGAAAGACGACGAGGAUCUGUUCGGGGACAAUGAUAUUGACAAAGAUGCCGCGAACGAAACGAGAUCGCCGAAGCGGAGGAAGUUGAGUCACAAUAACGACGAUAUUGUACCGCAUAGCUUGGAGGAUGUGCGCAGUGAUGGGCCGGAGCAGGCAAGGUCAUCGCCGCCGGGACGGACGCGAACGAAGCCAGCUCGAGGGAGGGUUCCGUUUUUGAUUGAUUCCGACAGCGAAGAUGACGAGGUGGAAACCUCGCCAUUGAAGGACGGCAUGGAUGACGAAACACAUGCUACUUUAGCAGAGGUUGAGAAUAUAAUAGAAAAAUCAGAAGUCGUUCCCGUGCCCAAGUUACCCGUCGACGAAAGUUGCCCGGAAAUACCUGAAAUCCCGCCGUUGAACCAAGAAGAAUCCAUUUACGAAGAAUUCAGAGAUCUCGAGGAUAUGGAGGGACUCUUCGGAGACGUCGACGAGUUUGACGAUGGCGAAGAAUUUCGGGAAAGGCGUUACAUGGAAGAGCAAGCGAGGCUCGAAGCCGAGGAAGCAGGAAACUAUACUUCUGAUGGAAUGGCUGACGAGUUUAAUGCUGUCGAAGGAAUCGUAGAAAGUUGCCCGCUGUGCAAUGCUAGUCUAACUGGUCUCUCUUCCGACCAAGCAGCAGUUCAUGUGAACGCUUGUUUAGACGGUAACCCAUUACCCCUUCCAAAGACGGGAGAGCCGCCGCCGCCUGAUACAGUCGAUGCUCCAGAAAUCAGUAAGCGCUUCGCAAAGGCCGCCGUACCACGACCCGGCCAAGCCAAUCCUAUCAAGCUAGGGAACACGGCAAGCCAGCCAACCUCAGCCUUCAGCAAGUUGAUGUCAGGACAUGCGGAGGAUGCGGCGUGGGCUUCCGCCGCUGCUGCCGAAAAUGCGUCCCGAGGGAAACCUGCGUAUAAACGGACAUGUCCUUUUUACAAGAUCAUGCCCGGGCUUUCCAUCUGCGUCGAUGCGUUUCGGUAUGGCGCCGUAAAAGACUGCAAUGCUUAUUUCCUCAGUCAUUUCCACAGUGAUCACUAUAUCGGCUUAACGGCCAAUUGGUCCCACGGGCCUAUUUACUGCAGCAAAGUAACAGGAAGUCUUGUCAAAAGCCAACUCCGGACUGCGGCGAAAUGGGUCAAGGAGCUUGAGUUCGAAGAGACGGUUGAGGUUCCCGGGACCGAAGGAGUAACGGUCACUAUGAUACCAGCCAACCACUGUCCGGGCAGUUCAUUAUUCCUGUUCGAGAAGACGAUCGGGAAAGGGCCCAGAAAGCAGCGAAUUCUUCACUGCGGCGAUUUUCGAGCUUGCCAAGCACAUAUCAGUCAUUCACUGCUAAGGCCCGAUAUAGUUGAUACCAUCUCGGGCAAAAUAAAGCAGCAAAAGAUCGAUGUCUGUUACUUAGACACUACAUACCUUAAUCCUCGCUAUUCUUUCCCUCCGCAAGACGAUGUUAUCUCAGCUUGUGCCGAAUUCUGCAAAUCAAUAUCUGGAGACCCGGACGGAGUCUUGAAUGGGUUAUCGCAUGAGAAGGGCGCAGUUAGCAAGUUCUUCCAUAAGAUAGGGGAGAACAGUUCCUCAUCUGCCAUCGCCAAAGCCGAGGGUAAGACUCGGAAGAACCGGCUCCUUAUAAUCUGCGGCACGUACUCCAUUGGCAAGGAGCGCAUAUGCAAGGCCAUCGCGCAAGCACUAGGGACCAAGAUCUUCGCGUCGCCGGCCAAGAUCAAGAUUUGCAAGCAGCUAGGCGACCCGGAACUCGCGGCGCUCAUGACGUCCAACCCGUUCGAGGCUCAGGUCCACAUGCAGUCGCUAGCGGAGAUCCGCGCGGAGACGCUCCAGGAGUACCUCAACGGCUACAAGGGCCACUUCGACCGCAUCAUCGGCUUCCGUCCCAGCGGCUGGAAUUACAGGGGAGGCGCCAGCACGGCCAAGAACGUUCCCGCCAACACGUCGCCCAUGAGCGUGCCGACGACGGGGAUCCUGCACGGGCCGGCGUGGCGGACGCGGUUCUCGAGCAAGGACCUGGUGGCCCAGAGGGGCAGCACGAGCCAGGCCAUGUGCUUCGGCGUGCCGUACUCGGAGCACAGCAGCUUCCGCGAGCUGGCGCUGUUCCUGAUGACGCUGCGGAUCGAGAAGGUGGUGCCCACGGUCAACGUGGGCAGCGAGCCUAGUCGCAGGAGGAUGAAGGGGUGGAUAGACCGCUGGCUGGCGGAGCGGAGGAAAGGGGGUGUUGUGAGGGUGCUUGAGGGGGAGAAUGAGGGUGAGGGUGUGGGUGAGAAAGAGCUUUGGGAAGGUAAGGAUGGGAGGGGUGGGGGUGUUUGGUGGUAGGGUAGGAUAUUGGGUAUGGCGUGCUGUGUUUAGAAGAAUGGGGCUUGGGAUAGAGUUCUAAGUGCUCGGUAUAUAUCGUUGCAUGAGCUGUCUAUAUAAGAUUUUAUGAAC
This is a messenger RNA of Annulohypoxylon truncatum, 3020 nucleotides long. RefSeq names its product DRMBL-domain-containing protein. The transcript has a single exon. Gene Ontology annotation, molecular function: damaged DNA binding; 5'-3' DNA exonuclease activity. NCBI's taxonomy places the organism in Eukaryota, Fungi, Ascomycota, Sordariomycetes, Xylariales, Hypoxylaceae. The record is from RefSeq and is a predicted model, not a curated record. Bases 339 to 2909 code for a protein of 856 amino acids. Gene Ontology annotation, biological process: interstrand cross-link repair; protection from non-homologous end joining at telomere; double-strand break repair via nonhomologous end joining.